CUGGAACGUGCUGACUGAAUCUGAAAGCAGCGCUGAACACAGAUUGAGAGAUCACCAAUUCUUUCACAGCUGCGUUGAGAAACGCUGGAUUGGAAUAAACUUAGGCGUUUCGAAAUGCCUCGAGAAUUCUGUAUCGAACGGUGUCACACAGAAAAGUAAUCGGCUCAAUGUGAUUGAGUUAUCCGCUUGCGCUUAAUCACGGAUGACAAUGAAAACGCGUGAGCAUCACCUAACCAAGGAACGCUUGCAUGAGCUUCGUGAGAUUUUUCGUAUCAUCGACCGAGACCGAGGAGGCACAGUCAGUGGUCAGGAGCUGGGAGACUUGAUCAGAUUGGUCAGUUCCAAUUGCUCGGAAACAAAAACGAAAAUUUUAAUGCGGAGGGCGGAUAUUAACGGUGACGGCGAAAUAGGAUUUGAUGAGUUCGUUCAUCUCAUAACUGCCGAACCCUCGAGCGCAGAGCUGGACAGUGAGGCGACGAGAGAAGCUUUCGAAGUGUUUGACACGGAUAACGAUGGGUACAUUACGAAAACAGAACUCGGUCACGUGCUGAAGAGCAUCGGGCACGAGUGCACAGACCAGGAAGUUGAAGAAUUACUUUCCGAAGCAGACAGAGACGGCGACGGCAGGGUGACUUACGAAGAGUUCGAGGCCAUGAUUGAAGGACCCGAGAAACACUGAGUACUCCACACCCCACUACCAGACUCGCAUGAAGUCUUCUAAUCAGAUGAAGUGAGCAGCACAAGGCGUCCAAAGAUCGUUCCUCUGAGUCAGCUUUUGGCACCACCUUCGGUUGGUCCGUUUAAAAUAACACUGCGUCUAAUUGCAAAAGUUUCAUUUUCGUUGCCAUUCUCCAGCUGCAUUUUCGGAUAUCAA
Dicrocoelium dendriticum is the source of this 874-nucleotide messenger RNA. NCBI's taxonomy places the organism in Eukaryota, Metazoa, Platyhelminthes, Trematoda, Plagiorchiida, Dicrocoeliidae. The record is from the annotation of a GenBank genome assembly.